CAGUGUCAAACACGCGUGUCAAAUACACAUUUUGUAUUUUUCAAAAAAGAAUCAAAUGUUCGCGUUUCCCACUUCAAAAAGCAAUUAACUUGACUAGCCUUUAAUGACAAUGACUUCUGCAUUUAGUUCCAACGAUGCCGAGGUAAUUGAGAGACCCAUUGACCCAAUAACAGAUGGGCAAUUGAUCCAAGAAAUAUGGAACGAAGCGAGAUGUGUCGAGUGUUCGACGUGGAUUAAAGAAAAUAACUUCAAAAGGGUGUGCCUUCAAUUUCCCGAUAAUCUCAUAGCAUUUAGCAUCGAAAUUACACAAAAACUGUCACAGCUGGUUGACUCUGAAGUGUUUGUUCUGGGCGAUACAUCGUACGGUAGCUGCUGUAUAGACGAGAUUGCUGCUGCUCACAUUGACGCAGAUGCAAUUAUUCAUUUCGGUCAUGCUUGUCUGAGCAGGGUGUCGAGGCUGCCGGUGCAUUAUGUUUUUCCGAAUUUUCCUAUUGAACCUGAAGUACUUUUGGAUGAGAUACUUAAGCUGGACAUUGACAGUUCGGCUGAAAUAUUAGUAUUUUGCGAUGUUGGAUAUCACUAUAGUUUAGAUUCAAUUCGUUCGGUAUUCGAAUCGAGGCCGCAAAUAAAAAUUGCCGAAUUGGCUGUGAGUUCGGAUCCAGACAUCCUCGGAUAUAACUUAAAUUCAAUUCAGCUGGAAAACAUUUUGACUUGCAUCUACAUCGGGAAGGAUGACCAAUCGUUCUUCAAUUUGAAUGUUUCUUUACCAGAAAAGACUUGGUACCUCUACGAUUUAUCGUCAUCACAUCAAACAGGGAAUUUGAAGAAGAUUGAUCCCUUUACCACCAAUUGGAUGAAGCGACGAUAUUAUUACAUUGAAAAAUGUAAAGAUGCACAGUCAUUGGGCAUUGUCGUGGCAACACUAACUGCCAAAGGUUACCUCGACGUGGUAAAACAUAUUCAAAACUUAGCAAAAAUUCGUGGCGUUCGACCCUAUCUCAUAUCGGUGGGAAAAGUGAAUCCUGCCAAAUUAGCCAAUUUUUUAGACAUUGACUGUUUCGUACUGAUCGGCUGUCCGGAAAAUAGACUAAUUACAUCGCGUGAUUUCUACAAACCAUUGUUGUCAACAUUUGAGGUGGAAGUGGCACUAAAUCCAGCAUGGCGUCAACAGAUGCCGGAACGAUACUUCGUUGAAUUCAAAGAAGUGUUGCCGAAUGGAAAACUCUUCCGUGAGAUUGGCGACGUGCUGGAAGAGGAAAGUGAUGUUAGUCUUGUUAGUGGCAAAGUUCGUUUAACCAAUUUGACGGACAGUACGAAUGACCUUGAGGAUGGUUCGGGAAGGGCGUUAAUGAAACGGAAUAAUUUGGAGCUCAUGCAUAUGGAUUCAAGUUCAACGUUUCAAAAUCGCUCGUGGACAGGACUGGAUCCAGAUUUAGGUAAAAGUAGUCCGACGAAAAUUGUUGAUGGUAGAUCGGGGAUAGCAAUGAAAUAUGACGAAAAAAGUGAAUAAAAGGUGGAUGGGGA
This is a messenger RNA of Bradysia coprophila, 1524 nucleotides long. RefSeq names its product Diphthamide biosynthesis 2 (gene Dph2). NCBI's taxonomy places the organism in Eukaryota, Metazoa, Arthropoda, Insecta, Diptera, Sciaridae. The record is from RefSeq and is a predicted model, not a curated record. Gene Ontology annotation, biological process: protein histidyl modification to diphthamide. Gene Ontology annotation, molecular function: 2-(3-amino-3-carboxypropyl)histidine synthase activity.